AUGGCGCCGCCCACGCUCUACCAACUCGGUAUCGACCCGUACAUCCGGGCGUUUGAGACGUUUAAGGCCAUCUUCCAAAAGGCCAAGGAGCACGCUGGGGCCGAGGCCGACUCGUUUGUCACAACACGCCUAUACGCGGAUAUGUAUCCUCUCACAUACCAGAUCUGGGUAGUGUAUGCCAUGGCGGCAUCUGUCUGCCUCGAGAAGCUGCUGCUGGAGAUAGAGCGGCCUGAGGUGGGCGACCACAAGGACCUCAAGACUAUGGAUGACCUGAUCGCGUGCGCCGAUAAGGGUCUCAAGCUGAUGCGCAAGAUCAAGCCCGGCGACCUCGAGGGCGUCGAGGACAAGAUCAUCGAGUUCAGCCCACGCCCGCCAAUGGACAUAGUCGUGACCGACGCUAUGGGUUUCGCGCUUGGCUGGACAACGCCGAACCUCUACUUUCACCUCACCACCGCCUACGCUCUCCUGCGCAUGAAGGGCGUGCCACUCGGCAAGAUGGACUUCUGGAUGCCUAUGCUGGAGCCUUUUGUCCACUCUAGGCACAAGUACGCCAAGGAGGAGAAGGAGGUUAAGGAGGUCAAGAAGUGA
Molecule: messenger RNA, 588 nt
Organism: Trichoderma virens Gv29-8
Lineage: Eukaryota; Fungi; Ascomycota; Sordariomycetes; Hypocreales; Hypocreaceae
Exons: 1
Coding region: 1-588 (195 amino acids)
Source: RefSeq, a predicted model, not a curated record